AUGGAGCAGACGCGUAUCGUGGCGAAGGAAGCGGUAAGAGUUGACUCGAUAGUGGAGGAUCUUCAGGAGCAGCUUCGCCGAGCGCAGAACGAAGCUUCCGCCGCGCAAGACGAGUGCGCGGAGUUGCGCCGCGGGCUGCAGUCCGCCUGGGAAGACGUGCGGGAGCUUGAGGGGAAGUUUGAGGGGCAGCGGCGGGAACUGGAGGCGCAACGGCGGGAUGCGGAGGCGGAGCGGCGGGAGAAUGAAGCUCGGCGGAAAGUGCACCUUGAGGCGCAGGAGCGGGAGCUUCAGGAGCGCUGGCAGGCGGAGUUGCGCCAGCAGCGGGAGCAGUGGCAGGCGCAGCUGCAGUCGGCGCAAGAUGACGCUCGGAUGCUCCGGGCGGAGAACGACGCCCUCCGCGGGGGUGCGGAACUUUCCCGGGAAAGGUUGGGCUCCGCUCUGGCGGAAAGCCGCGAGUUGGAAGAUGGGCUGCGCGCAGCCGAGGCGGAGAGGCGGAAGGCAGAGGAAAGCUUCAAAGCAACAAAUGUGGAGAUGGUGGAAUUGCGCGCAAGUGCGGAGGAGAUGCGCGCGCGCCUGGUGAAGGAGCAGGAGCGCGCGGCGGACUUGGCGCUGGAGAACGGGAGGCUGCGCGGGGAGGUGCGCCAGUUGGCGGGCGCAAACGCGGAGCUCCGGCAGCUGGAGGAGGCAGCGCAGGCGGCGCAGGCGGCGCAGGCGGAGCUGCGGAGAGCGCUAGAGGAAUGCGCGGAACAACGGGAGCAGGUCCGCGCGUUGGCCGCCAAAGGCGCGCAGACUCAGAAAGACCUCGCGGAAGCGCGUGAGGAGAACGCGGAGCUUUUGGGGGAGCUGGCGGAAGCGAAGGGGAGAAACGAGGGCCUGCAGAAGCGGCUGGACGCGGCGGUUCUUUCGCGCGGAGGCGGAGGCGGAGGCGCGGAACGGGCGCGGAUAGUCUCCGUGAGAAACGAACAGAUGAGGAGAGACCUGGAGCUUGCCUGUCGGGAGAUCAGGCACUGGCAACGGCAAGCCGAGUCGCAGGUGAAAACGCAGGGGGGCGGGGCGGAGAGGAAGGAUGGUGAAGCCUGCAGCUGCGGCGGGUUCGGCGGCAGUAGCCCGGCUAGCAGUGCCUCUCCCAGGCUGGCUCGGCCCGGAGCAACCAGGCUCGGCAACCUACGCAGCCCCGGCGGCGGUUCGGUCGUAGGCUCGGAGGUGGGAAGCCCGGCGGCAGGCGGCGGUGUUGGUGAAGGGGCUACUGGGGCAGGUUCAUCUGGGGGUAAUAAGGGCCCCAUGGAUUCGCUUCUAGUGCUGCUGCGGCAGGAGAACGAGCGGUUGCGAAAGUCGCUUAAAGAAGCAGAGGCGCGGAUAGAAGCUCUUAACGCGGAUGUUGUGACGGCAGAGGCAGCUUUGGCGGCAGCCCAGUCAGCAAGGGACGCUGCUGAGUCAGCGAGAGUGGCUGCUGAGUCAGCGAAGGAGGUUGCAGAGGCGGGGAGUAAGGGGGCGGAGGAGGGGAGGCUGCAGGCGGAAGAGGGGCGGCGGAAGGCGGAGGAGGGGAGGAGGCGGGCGGAAGAAAGUGUCUUGCGGAGCAUUUUGGGGGAAAGGGAGAGGAGAGAGGCGGAGAAGGGGCGGCAGGGCGGAGGGGAGAGGGCAGAAGAUGGGGGAUACACGUACAGAAUGGGGGUGGUGGUGGAGGGCAACAGUAACGGUCCGCUUAUAGAGCAACUGAAUAAGGAGAACCGCGGGCUGAAGACGCUCGUCCGCUUCUUGCAGACGAUGCUGGUGAAGCAGGAGGAGGAGGCGUCCCACAUCAAACGCGAACUGGAAGAGUUGAGACGGAAAGCAGGGGUAGGCGCAGGAGCAGGUGCAGGGGCAGGUGCAGGGGUACAGGAAGUUACGCCUCUUAGCAGCCCUGCCAAGCCUGGCUCGGAGGCUCGGGUGCGGAAGCAGGCAGAGGAAGCCGCCAAGGCAGCUGCUUCGGGAGCUGCCGUGGCUGCACGGGCCGAAGCAGCAGCAGGAGCUGCGGAAGCGGAACGGGUGCAGUUGCGGGCACGGAUUGAGUUUCUGGAGAGGGAAUUGUGGGUUACAGAGGAGAGGCUGCGUCGAACAGAGGAGAAGGCAGCAAGGUUAGAAAGCGAGCUUGAGAGGUCCCAAUCCGAAGCUGCUGCUGCCCGAGCCAAUGCCGAUGCUGCCCGCGGGGCUAUUUCCGAGGCUGAGCGCCGAGCCACCGAGGCUGAGCGCCGGGUCGCCGAGGCCACGGCUCGGGCAUCCAGAGCUGAAACGGAGGCUCGGGUGUCGAAAACGGAGGCUGAGGCUCGGAUGUUCCGGUCUUCAGGGACUGAUGCUGGCCAGGUCGCCAAAGCUGAGGGUCGGGCAGCAGAAGCCGAGGCUCGGGCGAGGGAAGCCGAGGCUCGGAUAACGGACCUGGAGGCACGGCACGAGGAGCUAACGCUUCAACUACGUGCGGCAAAGGCCCGUACGGAAAAGCUGAGCAUGCGGGUGGUACAUGCGGCACACGGGGACAAACGCCACGCGGAAGAAUCAGCAGCGUUUGCCGAGGCGAAGCAGAAGACUCUGAUCCAGCUGGCUGAAGAGGUGGAGGCACUGAGAGAUGAGGCGAGGGAGGCGAGGGCAGCAGCUAAGGCGAGAGAGAGGGAGGCGGCGAGGAGCAGAGAGGAGCUGGCGAAGGUGAAGAGAUGGAUGGCUGGACGGGCCGGGCGAGGGAGGGUGGGGGCUGCAGCUGGCGGGGAGAAUGUGUGGGGAGGAGGGGGCGGUGCUGGUGGGAGUGGAGAGAGAGGGGGGGGCGGAGAGGGGAGUUCGUCAGGGGGGAAUGGGCAAGGGGAAGGGGGGAAGGUUGGGGUUGUGGCAGGAGGAGGGGGUAGUGGAGGAGGUGGUGGGGUAGGUAGGGAUGGUGGGAGUGGGAGUGGUGAGGAGGAUGGGGGUAGCCCUAGUGGGUUGUGGGAGGGCCAUCAACAGGAUCUGCGGUUUGGAGAGAUGCUCUCGUGGCCGUUCGAUCUUGUGCUGCCGUCGAAGUUUCUCGGGAGCGGGUAUUAG
Molecule: messenger RNA, 3042 nt
Organism: Closterium sp. Naga37s-1
Lineage: Eukaryota; Viridiplantae; Streptophyta; Zygnematophyceae; Desmidiales; Closteriaceae
Source: the annotation of a GenBank genome assembly